UGAUGAACUGGAAUUUUUUUUCUUGAUAAGUAGAAGCUUAUCGGUAUAAUUUUCUAGAGCCGCUUUAAGUCACUGCGCAGGAGAGGUUAAAGUGGCGGCCCGCCUUCCCCCUUCUGGUCUCCCGAUGUGAAUCUUUUGCUUAGCCAGUCCGUUCUCCGACAACCUAGUAUUGUUGCAAAUCCCCUGCCACACCAGCGUCCGGCAUCCAUUAACCAUUCUUGCUGGGCUGGCCAGCUUGAGCACGAUGGUAUCUCAAUUCUGCUGGGGCUGCCUUUCGGGGUUUCGCCAAACCCCUCGAGCGCUUCUGCCACGCGCCCAGCUACCAACACCCUCCUUAACGCCGUCUGCAGCCUCGUUCCAUACCUCCGCGGUCAGAUAUGCCAAUCCGUUGAACAGAAAGACCGCCAGCCGGGACAACGCACCCAAGUUCCGUGAAUCGAAAUCUGCUCGCAUGAGGAAGAACAAGAAGCCCGUCGAUCGUGGCCGUCCGCCCGCCGUGGGCGAACGUAAGGCGCUUCGGAAACGCAUUGUGUUGAGCAAUACCAACGCGCUCGAGGUUCAGGGCAUGCAGGAGUUUUCUAAUGAAACGAUUGUCGAUUCUCGGCUUCGGGGUGCUGUAGUCGGGCUUCCGGUGCCUAUAGUGUCGCAGUUGAGAGCGGUUCAGGCAUUCAAGCCUACGCAGGGUUGGUCUCUGUUUCGUCGCCCAGCGGUGGUCCUCAGACGAGAAACUCUGGAAAUGGGCAAGGUUUUUGAAAAUAUCACGGAUGGCGGCGAUAAAGGAAAAGUUGUGAAGAAAAUCAUCAUCGGGCCAAGAGGUUCAGGGAAAAGUGUACAGUUGUUACAAGCCAUGGCAAUUGGAUUCUUGAAGAAAUGGGUGGUGAUUUCUAUUCCAGAGGCCCAAGAUAUGGUGACUGCAAACUCAGCGUAUGCGCCGAUCGCGGGCUCCCAACCAGUCCAAUAUGUUCAAGACCAACUGACAUCUGCUCUCCUGUUGCGAACUUCACUCGGAAAUGAAGAUGUUUUGUCGAAACUCCAUGUCUCAUUGAAACAUCCAGAACUGAAACAUCUGAUCCGCCCAAAAAUGACUUUGAACGAACUCCUUCGACUGGGUGUGCAAGAUACAUCGAUCUCCUGGCCCGUGUUCAAUGCAUUCUGGGCCGAAAUGAAUGCGACCAGUGGACCGGAAGGAUUUCAGACUCGUCCUCCUCUUUUGGUGGCCGCAGAUGGCAUUGGCCACUGGAUGCUGGAUUCAAAAUAUCGCAACCCGGAAUACAAGUUCAUCCACGCUCAUGAUUUCGCUCUUGUUAAACAUUUCUUGUCUUUACUGCGCCCUGGUAGCUCACAAUCAGCCCUUUCCAAUGGCGGGAUUUUGUUGUACUCCACCUCGGCUUCAAAUAAACCUUCUACCCCUACCUUCGAUUUAGCAUUACAACAGCUAGCUUCUCGCCGGAGUGGUGUUUCCGAGUCAUCGCCUGAAUUUCCUCGAGCAGACCCUUACGACCAGAUUGAUAACCGCGUUGUUGAUAUUUUCAAACCAUCCGCUACAAGGUCAGCUACUGAGGAUGCACUUGACCUACAGAUUCUCGGUGGGCUCAGCCGCGAUGAAGCUCGUGGUUUGAUGGAAUAUUUUGCACGCAGCGGCAUCCUUCAAGAACGAGUCUCGGAGGAUUGGAUUGGCGAGAAAUGGAGCUUGGCUGGAGGUGGCCUUGUCGGUGAGAUGGAAAAGCUGGGGAGUAGACUGAAGACUGCAUUGUAAGGACCUGGAGUCUUGGAUUGUAUCAUUAAUAUAAACCUUUUCUUCCCAAUUGUGUUCAUUUGUGUACGCAUAUGUUUUACUCGCUUCAUCUCAAUGCUAUGACAGUAUACAUAUUCACUGCAAGCGAUUGUUGAAUUACAAUCAAACCUCCUACAUGUAAAUUUCCGAAUAAUCACUGCACAAUUGCUUCGCUCAAUAGAAUACACUGGCAAAUAAAAUAGAGUUCGC
Messenger RNA from Talaromyces proteolyticus, 1984 nucleotides. Its product is annotated as mitochondrial ribosomal death-associated protein 3-domain-containing protein. The record is from RefSeq and is a predicted model, not a curated record. NCBI's taxonomy places the organism in Eukaryota, Fungi, Ascomycota, Eurotiomycetes, Eurotiales, Trichocomaceae. The transcript has 2 exons. Gene Ontology annotation, cellular component: mitochondrial small ribosomal subunit. Bases 245 to 1756 code for a protein of 503 amino acids. Gene Ontology annotation, molecular function: structural constituent of ribosome.